AUGAUGGCGAAGUCUUUCGUAAAUGUGGGUUUCGCCUCAGCACUGGAAAAAAUGGCGACCACCAGGCUCAGGAGCAUUCUUUAUGUAAUCCCAAGUCGGUUUCUCUCAAAUGCGGCGCCUUCUUCUUCAUUCACCGUCGACUACCUCGUCAAGUCAUGCGGCCUUCCCAUGGAAUCAGCUCUCGUCGCUUCAAGGAAGCUCCAGCUCGACGCGAAGAAGAACGGGAAGCCCGAGUCCGUACUUCAAUUUCUUAGAUCCCAUGGUUUCACCGAUGCCCACAUAUCCACAUUGGUUCAGAAGCGCCCCACGGUUCUCCAUUGCAGAAUAAGCAACAAUCUUGGGCCUAAGUUCGAGUUCCUCAACAAAGUUGGAUUCGUGGGUAAACAACUUCCUGACCUAAUUGUGUCCAAUCCUUUACUUGUCAAGAGCUCUUUAGAUUCUUACAUUAAGCCAUCCGUUGAGUAUCUGCUCUUGCUUCUCGGUAGUUCUGAUAAAAUCAUGUCCACAAUUAAGCGUUCCUCGUGGCUGCUGAGCUAUGAUUUGAAGGGAAACAUGCAGCCAAAUAUAGACUUCUUGUUAGGUGAAGGAAUUCCUAGGACCUAUAUUGUGAACAUGGUUUAUGCUCAUCCGAGAUUCAUAUUGAUUAAGCAGUCCAGGAUGGUCCAAGCUGUAAGUACUUGUAAGAAGUUGGGGUUUGAACCCAAAUCGCGAAUGUUUAUGCAUGCUCUGAGAUCUGCACUGUCAAUGAGUGAUGCGACCAUGAAGAAGAAAAUCGAAGUAAUGAAGAGUAUGGGGUGGACUGAAGAGGAGAUCUUGUCUGCAUUUAGGCGGGACCCGCUUUGCUUAUCUUGCUCCGAGGAGAAGAUCAGGAAUGCAAUGGACUUUUAUGUCAACACUAUGAAGUUGACACCUUCGGUUGUAAUCAAGUAUCCGAAGUUUAUCAUGCACUCGAUUGAGAAAAGGAUGCGCCCUAGGUAUAAUGUCCUGCAGAUUUUGGUGUCGAAGAAGCUGAUUUCUGGGACCAAUCUUUGCUGGCAGCUAACUAUAACUGAGAACAAAUUUGUUCAGAAUUUUGUAAUGAAGUACGGAGCUGAUGUCCCUGGAUUGUUUGAGAAGUACGAGGCUUCCAAAUUGGGGAAAAGGAAGGAUCAUUGA
This is a messenger RNA of Linum tenue, 1155 nucleotides long. The record is from the annotation of a GenBank genome assembly. NCBI's taxonomy places the organism in Eukaryota, Viridiplantae, Streptophyta, Magnoliopsida, Malpighiales, Linaceae.